Molecule: messenger RNA, 1331 nt
Organism: Durotheca rogersii
Lineage: Eukaryota; Fungi; Ascomycota; Sordariomycetes; Xylariales; Xylariaceae
Exons: 1
Coding region: 138-917 (259 amino acids)
Biological process (GO): mRNA splicing, via spliceosome
Cellular component (GO): U4/U6 x U5 tri-snRNP complex; spliceosomal complex
Molecular function (GO): nucleic acid binding; zinc ion binding
Source: RefSeq, a predicted model, not a curated record
UGUGUUUGUUGUUUCUCAAAUUCAAAUUCGAACCCUAUAACCUACCCUCUUUAUGUUCGCAACAACGAUCGCUCAUCUGCCACACAUCGAGUUCUGCCUUCUUCCGCCUUCGGCAGGACCCAGCUGCGACGGUAUAUAUGACAAGCGCAACCUCCAUACCUCCCUCCACCUCCCACACUCUGCUCAUUGCGGCCCGAAUCAAGAUGUCCGACAAGAAAGGCUCGGCGUACGGCACGCCGGCGUCGGACACGUCCUUCCGGCGCAAUUACGACCUAGACGAGUACGCGCAGAAAGCGAAGGUGCGGGAGUCGGCCGAGAAAGAGGAGGCUAAGGCGCGGUACGAGGCCAAGAUGGCGGGUAAGAAGUAUUACAAGCCGAUGACGGGAGAUGAGACGCACACGCGGGCGCGGCGCGAGGUCAUAGACCUAGAGGCCAACGUGGGAAAGACGAUGCUCGUCCCUGCGGGCGCGGGCCAGGGCAAGAGGGGGCGUGGCGCCGGGUUCUACUGCAGCGCGUGCGACCUCACGUUCAAGGACAACAUUCAGUGGGUCGAGCACGUCAACAGCAUGCAGCACCUGCGCAACAUCGGCGAGACGGGCGAGGUGCGGCGGGCGACGGCGGAGGAGGUGCACCAGCGCAUCGUCGAGGUGUGGGAGCGGAUCCAGGAGCAGCAACGGGCGUCGACCACCACGCUGCGCGAGCGCCUCGAGAUGCGCGAGGAGGAGGCGGCCCAGGAGCGCGAGGCGCGCCGGCUGAAGCGGCACGAGGAGCUGGCGCGCAAGAAGGCCGAAAGAGAGGCCACGGAGCGCGUCAAGGUCGAGUACGGCGACGAUGUCCGCAUUGAGGGCGAGCACGACGAGGACGACAUGAUGGCCGCCAUGGGGAUUACCGGCUUCGGCACAUCGAAGAAACGGUAAUAUUUCCUACAUGUGUUGGAGGCGUGGUCAUGUUCGUCCUCCCCGUGGUAAGCGUGCAUGGCAUUCACUACAAUUCCGAGAUAUCGAUGGGAGGCGUCAACGGUGCAUAGGUCCUGGCGCUUGGGUUGGUCUGGUUGUACGGCAACAAGUAUAUAUGCCGCUCGCGUUUUUCUUGGGUUCCUACCCAUCCUACCCCGUGGCCUAUAUUAGAUAGGUACGAAUUGGCCUCCUACACGUAGUUGUGAGACAACCCCAGUAAGACUUAUGGAAACGGGAUACCGGAAGUUGGGGACGUGCAAUUAUAAGCCUAAGGAAGGCAGGUACCUAAGGUACCUACCUAGGUAUAGAUCCAGUGUCUAGAGGCACUACAUUUCCCGCCGCCUCCCGCGACUCAGAAGCUUAUGCACGUAUGCC